GUUCAUAGUUCAGUGAAAGGUCGACCUCUUUUUGAGAGAGAAAGGCAGGAUUUUGAAAGGAGCCCAAGAGGAAGAAGACGACGGAGGGAGGGCAGAAAGAGGAGAAGAAUGAAGAAUGAAAGAUUCAUUGCUUUGAUCGGCGUGCUUGUGUAGGAACUCAUGGAGGUGGUGGGUGGGUGGGUUUUCUUUGAGGACUUGUGUCGAAUAGUUGGAGAGCAUAGAUAGCCCCCCCUUGUUGUAAAAACAUAAAAGGGGAGCCCUUUUCAUCUCCUUUUGCAGGGGUUUUCCUUUGAUUUUUUUUUUGUUGGUCUCUUUUGGAAUUGGGGAUUGGAUUGGACCCCUCUCUUUCACUUUCUCCCUCUCACUCUGUCUCUCUCUGGUCUUAAGCAGCUGAAGAAGAAACAAAGACAGACAAGUUUCUUUCUGUUUUGUGACCACUGGGAAAGCCUUCCUUUUUAUGGGUGAACAUGAGAUUCCCUUGUCAUUCCUCGAGCUCCUCCUCCUGCUGCUGCUUCUGGAGCAGAGUAGUCUUUUCUUCAUUUCUUUUGAUUUGAAAGCUUGGACUGAGGUUUAGUCCUGUUCUUUUCCCCUCCUCCCCUUUUGCUAUUGGCCAAGAAGAGCAUUAAAAGACAAAUGCUUUUGGUUGCUUUGAGCUGAAGAAGAAGAAGAAGAAGAAGAAGAAGAAGAAGAAUGAGAAGGAUGGGUUAAUGGAGUUGGUUUCUUUUGAGUUGCUCUUGCUGCUGGAAUCCUGUUGAGUCCCAAAAAACAGAGGAAGUGUUGAACCGGAAAACAGAGCAACUGCAGAAACAGAGCCCACCCCAAAAAAUGGCGUGUGUCGAAGAAAAGGGGAAGGGCAGCGGAUUGGUCGGUGCCGGAGCACAACUGCCGGCGACUCUAAUGGAAGAAAUGAAGCUUCUGAAAGAAAUCCAGGAUCAUUCUGCUGGGAACCGUAAGGCAAUAAUGAACACAGAGCUGUGGUACGCCUGUGCUGGCCCGCUAGUUUCCUUGCCUCAGGUUGGAAGUCUCGUCUAUUACUUCCCACAGGGUCACAGCGAACAGGUUGCAGUUUCUACAAAGAGAAGUGCUACUUCACAAAUCCCCAACUACCCAAACCUUCCAUCUCAGUUGCUGUGCCAAGUUCACAAUGUCACCCUCCAUGCAGACAAAGAAACGGAUGAAAUCUAUGCACAAAUGAGCCUUCAACCUGUCAAUUCAGAGAAAGACAUCUUCCCUAUUUCGGACUUUGGAUUGAAGGGCAGCAGGCACCCCACCGAGUUCUUCUGCAAAACUUUGACAGCAAGUGACACGAGCACUCAUGGUGGUUUCUCAGUCCCUAGGAGGGCAGCAGAGAAGCUCUUCCCUCAGUUGGAUUACACAAUGCAACCUCCAACUCAGGAGCUGAUAGUUAGAGACUUACACGACAAUUCCUGGACGUUUCGCCACAUCUAUCGAGGUCAACCAAAGCGACACCUCCUCACAACUGGGUGGAGCCUUUUUGUAGGAUCGAAAAGGCUGAAAGCAGGAGAUUCCGUCUUGUUCAUCAGGGAUGAGAAGUCACAGUUAAUGGUGGGAGUGAGACGAGCAAAUCGUCAACAGUCGAUGCUGCCAUCUUCGGUUCUCUCUGCAGAUAGCAUGCACAUUGGUGUCCUUGCUGCUGCAGCUCAUGCUGCUGCAAACAGGAGUCCUUUCACCAUCUUCUACAAUCCAAGGGCAUGCCCUUCAGAGUUUGUCAUUCCUUUGGUCAAGUACAGGAAAGCUGUGUACGGAACUCAGGUGUCCGUUGGGAUGAGGUUUGGGAUGAUGUUUGAGACGGAGGAAUCGACCAAACGAAGGUACAUGGGGUCAAUAGUGGCUGUUAGCGACUUAGAUCCAUUGCGGUGGCCUGAUUCCAAAUGGCGAAAUCUCCAGGUGGAGUGGGAUGAGCCAGGAUGUUCUGACAAGCCAAAUCGAGUCAGUCCAUGGGAAGUAGAAACUCCCGAGAGCCUCUUCAUUUUCCCUGCUUUAACCUCAGGUCUCAAGAGGUCCAUUCACGGUGGUUACUUAGGAGGAGAAACUGAAUGGGGAGGCAUGGUCAAAAGACCCCUAAUCUGGCUUCCUGAUGGUGGUAAUGGAAACCUUCCUUACCCACCAACAAUCCCCGAUUCUGACCGGCUGCUUAAGAUGUUAAUGAAACCACCAUCUAAUAACUAUCCUGGACUCUAUCCUCCUGCCUUCCAAGACGUCUCUGCUGCCAAAGGAUCACCGAUAGAAGAUGCUAGGAUCAUGAGCCAACAGCCAGAGGUAGCAGCUAUGUUCUCAGGAAACCAUCAAAUUUAUCAGCAGCAACAGCAAAAAUCGUCGUGUAUAGAGCAAUGCGAGGUUGGGAAUCCUUCGUCAUCAUCCAGAACCAACAAUGUUCCUGGAAAUACAAAUCCUGUAACAAAACCUGACAAAAAGCAAGAGCCAAUCCCGCCGGAGAAGAUGGUGAAAUCAGAACCUAAGUUGACCCAGAUAACUUCUGCUGAACAUUUACCAAAUGGCCACUGGUCUAUUAUGCAGCAGCCUCUUCAAGAGCCAUCAUCGUCAAUUGUUCAGCCUCUUCAGCAACCACAUGUCCCUCAACCUGACCAAAACCAUCUUCCGUUUCUAGACACAGUCGACGAAUGGACCUCACAGCAGCCUCCAGCAAUGCCUGUCUUGUCAUCAAUCCAGAGACAGACCGGGGCAAUGUCAAUGUUCGGCCUGCAAGAACCAUCUCCUCCCAUCGUCUUUCCUGAAACAUUAGUGAACCAGGAUAUGUGGGAGCAUCACCAGAUGAACAACCUUAGGUAUCUAACCCAAUCGACCCAGUUCAUACCAAUGACUCAACCGGACCAUUGCACCUUCAAUUCGGGUGAUGAGAGCAACGGCCAAAGUGGGAUCUAUGGCUCUCUCAACAAUGGCCACCCUGGUGGUAUAGUGAUUGACCCUUCAAGUACUAUUCUGGACGAGUUCUGUUCCUUGAAGGAUCAGGAUUUCCAUACCAACCCUUCUUCAGAUUGCCUUGUGGGCAACUUCAGCUCGAGUCAAGAUGUUCAAUCUCAGAUCACUUCUGUAAGUUUGGCGGACUCUCAAGCUUUCUCUCAGCAGCAGGAGUUUCCUGAUAGCUCUGGUGGGACUUCUUCUAGCAAUGUGGAGUUUGAUAAGGGCAAUAACCUCGUCCAAACUAACUCCUGGCAGCAAGUUGCUCCCCGCGCGAGGACUUACACAAAGGUUCAGAAGGCAGGGUCAGUUGGGAGAUCGAUCGAUGUUUCGAGCUUCACGAACUAUGAGGAGCUCUGCUCGGCGAUCGAGUGCAUGUUCGGGCUUGGUGGGUUGCUGAACAAUCCAAGGGAGUCAGGGUGGAAGCUGGUUUACGUGGACUACGAGAAUGAUGUCCUGCUCAUUGGCGAUGAUCCUUGGGAGGAAUUCGUAGGAUGUGUUCGAUGCAUAAGGAUUCUAUCACCUCAAGAAGUUCAACAGAUGAGUGAGGAAGGGAUGAAGCUUCUCAAUAGCGCGAAUAUGCAGCAGGGGAUCAACAUUGCUUCUUCUUCCAUUGUACAAGGUUAAUGCCGGUGACUCGAUAAAUGUGAGAGGGAUACAAUGAAUUUGUGGUUUACAAGGGAGCAAAUGGGGCGACUGAUCGAACUUCGAGACCUGUUAGGAAGUGGAUCCAGUACAACCAUUACUCACCAUAUCAGCAGCUGCAGCUGCAGAAGCUGUAGCUAGCUAGGAGUAGGCAUUGCGGAGCUUUUGAUUAUUGUCGGCCAUCACCUUGUUAAGGGUGCGGCUUUCCUCCAUGUAUGUUGUAAGUUGUAAGCUAAUAGGAUGCAGUUGAUUGAGUAUGUAUAAGAUUGGCCAGGAAUUGAAAAAUGAGAAUAUUGUUAACCUACAUAUGGUCAAGUCCCAGGCCCUGUCAUGUGGGCAGAGUGCAGACCAUCUAAAAUUGAGAUACCUGAUUGUCAAUGGCAAUACAUUUCCAGUUGUGCAUCAAAAUGAAUCGGUAUUGAAAUCUUUGAUGGAAUAGUAAAAG
This is a messenger RNA of Linum tenue, 4030 nucleotides long. NCBI's taxonomy places the organism in Eukaryota, Viridiplantae, Streptophyta, Magnoliopsida, Malpighiales, Linaceae. The record is from the annotation of a GenBank genome assembly.